UCUCUCUCAAAAUACAUCCAUUUUUUAAGGUUCUUUUCAAUUCUCUCUCUACAACUUACCACCUUUCUCUCUCACACACAACACUUAAAACACACACAAUAUAACACAUGGGCACUUUGGUGGGACAUGUUGCACCAGGAUUUGGUUUUCUUGUAAUUGGUCUAUGGCACCUUCUUAACCAUAUUAAACUUCAUGUUCAAAAUCCCAAAACCUACCAUUCUUUACCAUGGUUUCCCUCCACAAAAAUAAGGUAUUUGGAACUUUUCUUGAUUAUGGUUGGUUGCACCAUGUCCAUAGCCAUGGAGCUAGUCAUCGGGCCGGAUCGCCACCAACCCUUUGACACGGAUGGCACUAUUCCAUCCAAUCAUCUACACAACUUUGAGCACUCAUUCAUUUCCUUGACAUUUUUUGUCUACGCCGCUUUCGCGAUAAUACUAGACAAGUUUAUACCCAAAGCCCAAUAUGAAUUGACUCAAUUACUUGCAAGUAUCGCGUUCGGGCAACAGCUUCUCCUCUUCCACCUUCACUCGGCGGAUCACAUGGGCGUCGAAGGGCAAUAUCAUAUGCUUCUACAAAUACUCAUUCUUGUUUCUCUCAUCACUACACUUAUGGGCAUUGGUUAUAAGAAAAACUUUGUAGUUAGCUUCAUAAGGUCCAUUAGCAUAUUCUUUCAAGGUCUUUGGCUCAUGGUCAUGGGUUUCAUGCUUUGGACACCAAGCUUGAUUCCUAAAGGUUGCUUCUUGAACUUGGAAGAAGGUCACCAUGUAGUUCGAUGUCACGGGGAUGAAGCCUUAGAACGUGCUAAAUCGUUAGUGAAUAUUCAAUUUAGUUGGUAUUUAAUAUGUGUGACAAUUUUCGCGAUGUCAUUAUAUUUAGCUAUGCAUAAAAUGAACGAAGGAAGAAUUGAGUACCAAUCGCUAACAAAGUACGAUCAAUAUCAAGAACAAUUGGAUGAAGACAUUGAGGCUCAAAAGAAAACAAUAAAACUCGACGAAUCAAAAAGCUUUCUUUCAAUGGAGAAAUCUUUCGCCCCCGUCGACAUGGAAAGGUAAAGCGACUUCAAGUCAUGUAAAGCUCAUAAUCGACGAGUUUUAGGUGAUUUGGUGUGUCGAUUUAGUCUAUUUUUCGUAAAGUAAGAACAAGAUAAAAAUGGUGUGGUUAAAUUGUUUGGAUUGCUUGAUUGUUUUAUUAGUUUUAGGGGUGGUUCUUGUUUUCUUUAUUUUCAAGUUGUCGUUCAAGAAUGUAACGGUUACCAAUUUGUAAAGGGUUAUGUUAUGAUAUGAAAGUUUAAGUUAAAUAUUUA
Helianthus annuus (common sunflower) is the source of this 1303-nucleotide messenger RNA. RefSeq names its product transmembrane protein 45B. Bases 108 to 1052 code for a protein of 314 amino acids. The transcript has a single exon. NCBI's taxonomy places the organism in Eukaryota, Viridiplantae, Streptophyta, Magnoliopsida, Asterales, Asteraceae. The record is from RefSeq and is a predicted model, not a curated record.